GAGGAGGAGGAGGAGGAGGAGGAGGUGGAGGAGGAAGAGGAGGAGGAGGACAAAAGACCAAAAGAAGAGGAGGAGGAGGAGGAGGAGGAGGAGGAGGAGGAGGAGGAGGAGGAGGAGGAGGAGGAGGAGGAAGAGGAGCGCCGUCGACCUGGGAUCGCUCCAGCGGUGCUCGAGCUCCUGGUGUGGAAUUCUAUGUUUGAACAGAUUGCCAACAAGGGAACUAACGCAAGGAAGUGUAUUGCCCUGACGACAGCUAAUUAA
Penaeus vannamei (Pacific white shrimp) is the source of this 261-nucleotide messenger RNA. NCBI's taxonomy places the organism in Eukaryota, Metazoa, Arthropoda, Malacostraca, Decapoda, Penaeidae. The record is from RefSeq and is a predicted model, not a curated record.